UCAGUUGGACUACAAAAGCACAUUUGUUUUAAUUGUCAUGUGAUUUUAGCUAGAAUUUGAAAAACCUAGUUUUUGUUUUAUAUAAGAAGUAGUCGUAGUUGCACAGAUUAUUUUGUAAAUAGCUUAAGAUUUCUAAAACAAAAUAGCCGCUGUAAUAUCUCUUUUUGAAAAGAAAACAACAAAAUAGAAGUAUAGAUUUUGCAACAAAAUUUGUAAACCGGUAAUAAAAAAACAAGAUGAAAAAAAUUAUGAUGCUGUCUGACGAGAUGGAGCUGUUGGUUGAUGACUGGGCCAUGGAAGAGGAGGACGACGACCACUCAUGGAAUCAUACUGUCGAAAGGAACAACUCCCACGAGAAGAACCGCAGUCGCAGCAUGGCGGCCCAAUACAAGCUGCCCAUAUACAAAAAGAAGGACUCGGCCAAAAAGAUGGAGUCGAAGAUCGCCUUGAAUAUCGAAGCCACAGGCGACGAACAAAUGAUGAUGCACGACAAGUAUUCGAAACAUAUGAUGCACCGCGUCUCGGCGAUUUCAGACGACAAACUGGAUAAAAUGAUCUACGACAGCUUCUUUGGCCACUACCGCGUCGUACCAAGAGACAAGGAUUUCAAGACGCAAGACCCCGGAAACUUCAAUGAGAUCGUUGAUUCGUUAAGUUUGAAGAGCUCGCUGUCUAUGGAAACGUUGGCAAGAAGCGAUACGAGAUUGGGGUUCAGUUCGAUGACAACCCAUGAUGAGAAAGAAAGCAUCAAAAGUAUCUCGACAGACCAUAAACCGAUCGAGGAGAAGCUGGAGACACCUAUACCGAAGGAGACAUGGCCCCAGCUGACCCUCGGCGAGCAGGCGACGUUCCUGAGGAACGGUCCGAGCUGCCCAGACGUCUACGAGAAAUCGAGGAACGUCAUCGACAAGGAGGAGCUGCCGUUGCCGGAGCCCCACCUGGAAUCGGCCCACCUCGACUACGCUCUCAUCAUGAACAUGCUAGACGGCAACUGGGGUACCGACGAGGAUCAGACGAUAGCGCAGAUCACUUUCAAGUACAUCCACGACGAGUCCUUCAGGAAGAGGCUGGCCAGAGAAUGUCACAGCCUCAUCGACGAAUGUGAUUGCCCUCUACACGAUAAAAUCACAUACGAAAAGUUGAUGAAUCUAGAUGAUUCUUCCUUCUAUGAAAUUGAAACUGAAGAAGAUAAAAAACAAGUUGUAGACAGACUAAGGAAGGAAUUUAGGGAAAGGUAUGAAGACGACAUGAACAUGGAUAUGGAGAGGGUGAUCAACCCGGGGCCGGACAGCGACGAGGACGACGACUAUUACGUCGAAGGGCUCAAGAGGGACGAGAUCAAGAUGCCGGAGAUAACCGACUUCCAGGAUCCGAAGGCUUGGCUCAACCUCGAACAACCGGAGAGGGACGUGGAGCUCAAGUGCUGCGAUAUGGCCCACUCGGAGGAGGCGCUACUCGACAGAAAGGGCUACCCGGAUCGGCCUCGCAUCAAGAUAGACCGUCUACGCAUGAAGGACAUGGUGAAGGUCCGCGACAGGAAGAAUAUCGAAGAGGUCGUCGAGAAGAUGUACCAGGACAAGGUGCACCAGUUCAGGGUAGACGAAUUCAAAGGGAUCAAAUGGAAGCCGAAGAAAAUCUACGCUUACAAACGACCCGAUUGGCGUCGGCCCAAUUCAAAAAAGCGAGAUUCUUAUGUGGAGCAAGAAGAAAAUACAGAGGAGUAAAAAUUA
Molecule: messenger RNA, 1730 nt
Organism: Cimex lectularius (bed bug)
Lineage: Eukaryota; Metazoa; Arthropoda; Insecta; Hemiptera; Cimicidae
Exons: 6
Coding region: 237-1724 (495 amino acids)
Source: RefSeq, a predicted model, not a curated record